AGACAAUGUUAUAAAGAUAGGAAUGAAAAAUAAUUAAUAAAAUUGAGGAAUGGAUAAAAUAAAUUGUUGUUACUCUAAGAAGAGUUAAAGAUUUAUAUAUUAUAUAAUCAGAUGAGAUCUAAGUAAAUCUCAUGUUUGGUUGUUCAAUCUAGAGAGUUUAAGAACUCUUCAAGGUCUUGUUGAAAUUCAAUUGUAGAAUCAACUUAAUCGAAAUUCUUACUCAUCGGGUUUUAAGCUUCUGCUCUUAUAGUUUCGAUAAAGCAAACAUCCUCUUCAACCGAACUCUCUGAUUUAGCGAAUUCAUUUUUUUAGCAAAUUGGAUAUAUCAUUUUAAC
Messenger RNA from Paramecium sonneborni, 335 nucleotides. Lineage: Eukaryota; Ciliophora; Oligohymenophorea; Peniculida; Parameciidae. The record is from the annotation of a GenBank genome assembly.